Messenger RNA from Haemorhous mexicanus (house finch), 3745 nucleotides. RefSeq names its product BCL11 transcription factor B (gene BCL11B). The record is from RefSeq and is a predicted model, not a curated record. Gene Ontology annotation, biological process: positive regulation of transcription by RNA polymerase II. The transcript is spliced from 4 exons. Lineage: Eukaryota; Metazoa; Chordata; Aves; Passeriformes; Fringillidae. Gene Ontology annotation, molecular function: DNA-binding transcription factor activity; RNA polymerase II cis-regulatory region sequence-specific DNA binding. Gene Ontology annotation, cellular component: nucleus. The coding region runs from base 1063 to 3717 and encodes 884 amino acids.
CCCUGCGUGUGCCGUAGUUGGUGUGCGGUGUGUGUGCGUGUGCGUGUGCGGUGUGUGCGGUGUGUGCGAGUGGCGUUUCUUGUUCUCUUGCAGGGUACAAUGUUAAAAAGCCACCGCUAGUCGCCCCCAGUGCUCCUACUCUCUGGGUCUUUUUGUCUCUAGUGCAGAUUAAACGUCACGUCCGCACUUGAACUUGAAUUUUAUCCCAUUGUACAGAGGCAGCCCCAGCCAUAGAGAGACAGAGCGCUCCCAGAGAACCAGGACUCCGCCAUCUUCACAUUGCAAUAUAUAAUAGUAAUAGCCAGCACCAGCCCAGCUGCACUGGGGGCUUCCUUCCUUCCAGUCCCAGUGCCAGGCGAGGGGGGAAGAGUGCAAAGUGGUGCAGGAGCACUGGCAAUCCAAAAGCACCAGGGCAAAGCAGUGCCACUUGAACUGGGAAAGAGGAGACACAGUUUCGGCUACCCCUUUUCAAAAAAUUCUCUCUAUAUAUCUACCCAGCAAGGGUCAAUCUCUGAGAAACAAUUUUUUUUGGAGAUUUUUUUUUUUUGAGUGGGGGCUAUCCCAAUUCUAGUACUUUUCUUCUUUUUUUACUACAGUUUUUUUUUAAUUUUAUUUUUUCUUUUUUCUUUUUUUCUUUUUUUUUUUUUUUUUACCCUCUUGUUGGAAAAGCGCACUUGCCAAUUUGCCAAGCACUCUGGAAAGAGGGAAAGAGAAAAGUGUCACUGGCGGUGCAUAUCCUCCUAAGUUCAAGAAGAGAUCUGGAAGUCCAAGUGGCAGAAGCAGUGGAGAAAAGACAGUGUGUGAAAGAGAAAGAGAGCGAGAAAGAGCUUUUCCUGAUGAUGAUGAUGAUGAUGAUUUUUAAUUGAGAGGGAAUCCCAACCAGUGCACCACAGCAGCAACAAAAAGGAGGCGGUUUUUUUCGUUUUUGAUUUUUUUGAAAGAAGAACUCGAUAAAGAAGAAGAAUAAAGAGGGGGAAAAAAAGAGGAGGAGGAUCGGCCCCCCAACACAUCCCCCCAAACCAGUGCAGCUCUCCAGGCGAUGCCAGUGUAAAUGCCAGGGCAAUGUCCCGUCGCAAGCAGGGAAACCCGCAGCACUUGUCACAAAGAGAGAUUAUCACACCAGAGGCUGACCAUGUGGAACCGGCACUGGCCGACGAGGACGAGAGCCUGGCAAUAGCAGACCCAGGCGGCAUCAGCAUCGCCGCAGGCGGGACAGACCCCGACUUGUUAACCUGCGGACAGUGUCAGAUGAACUUCCCGCUGGGAGACAUCUUGGUUUUUAUAGAGCACAAGAGAAAACAGUGCAAUGGCACUGGUGGUGUCUGCUAUGAAAAGAGCAUGGAUAAGAGCAGCCCUCCCCCCUCCUCACGCGCCGAGCUCAGGAAAGUGUCAGAGCCAGUGGAAAUCGGGAUCCAAGUCACACCCGAUGAAGAAGACCGUCUUCUCACGCCUACAAAAGGAAUUUGCCCCAAGCAGGAGAACAUUGCAGGGCCGUCCAGGCCUGCAAACCUGCCGGGGGCUCCCAUAGCUGCCUCCUCCCACCCUCACACAUCCGUGAUCACGUCACCUCUCCGCGCACUGGCCUCCCUCCCGCCCUGCCUUAGCCUGCCCUGCUGUGGUGCACGUGCAGUCUCAGUUGGCGGGACUCAGACUGAGAUUCAGACUGAGACGUCAGGCACAUUUGGAUGUCAUUGUCAGUUGUCAGGUAAAGAUGAGCCUUCAAGCUAUAUUUGCACAACAUGCAAGCAGCCUUUUAAUAGCGCUUGGUUCUUGCUUCAGCAUGCCCAGAACACACAUGGAUUCCGCAUCUACCUGGAAACAAGCCCUUCAAACAGUUCCCUUACUCCACGCAUCACCAUCCCUCCUCCUCUGGGACCGGAGACUGUUGCACAGUCCCCGCUGAUGAAUUUUCUUGGAGACAACAACCCCUUCAACCUUUUGCGCAUGACAGGACCCAUCUUGCGUGAACACCCUGGCUUUGGUGAGGGUCGGCUCCCAAACACGCCUCCGCUGUUCAGCCCACCGCCUCGUCAUCAUCUGGAUCCACAUCGCCUUAGUGCCGAAGAAAUGGGGUUAGUUGCCCAGCAUCCCAGUGCCUUUGACAGAGUUAUGCGUUUAAACCCCAUGGCAAUUGAGUCCCCAGCGAUGGAUUUCUCCAGAAGGCUUCGAGAGCUGGCAGGAAACAGUUCCACCCCUCCGCCAGUCUCACCCAGUCGCACCAACCCUAUGCAUCGUCUGUUGAAUCCUUUCCAGCCGAGUCCUAAAUCACCUUUUUUGAGCACCCCGCCACUGCCCCCCAUGCCCCCCAGCAGCACUACGCCUCCCCAGCCUCAGGCCAAGAGCAAGUCCUGUGAAUUUUGUGGGAAAACAUUCAAGUUCCAGAGUAACCUUAUCGUGCACCGUCGCAGUCACACAGGAGAAAAACCCUACAAGUGUCAGCUCUGUGACCAUGCUUGCUCCCAGGCCAGCAAGCUAAAACGCCACAUGAAAACGCAUAUGCAUAAAGCUGGCUCCAUGACGGGCAGGUCAGAUGAUGGACUGUCCACCACUAGUUCCCCUGAGCCAGGCACAAGUGAGCUCACUGGAGAGGGACUGAAAUCCAGUGAGGCAGAUUUCAGGAAUGAGAGUGAUCCUUCCCUGGGCCAUGACAACGAAGAAGAGGAAGAAGAGGAGGAGGAGGAAGAAGAGCUUGAAAACGAGAGCCGGCCAGAAUCGAGCUUUAGUAUGGACUCAGAGCUGAGUCGUAACCGAGAAAACGGCUCCAAGUCGCUGCCAGAUGAGAAAUCCCUUGUCCUGGGAAAAGUCAUUGAGAAUGUAAGUCUAGGUGCCAUUCAGCAAUAUAACGACAUGUUAGCUGAGAAACAGAAGAGGAGUAGCUUCAUGAAAAGGUCCUCUGACCAGCGAGACUUGUGUCCUCGAGACCUCUGUCAGAGAGAUCCGGGCGACGAAGACUCAGUGGUAGGAGAGCUGGACCGCACUGAGGAAGGUACGGUCAAUGGAAGAAACUUUGGCCCGGGUGAACCCUUCCCAAACUUGUUCCCCCGCAAGCCAACACCUAUCACGAGCCCCAGUUUAAACAAUUCCUCUAAAAGAAUAAAGGUAGAGAAAGAUUUGGACUUGCCACCAGCAACGAUAAUACCUUCCGAAAACGUUUACUCCCAGUGGCUGGUAGGGUAUGCAGCAUCGCGGCACUUCAUGAAGGAUCCGUUCCUCGGAUUCACAGACUCCCGACAAUCCCCCUUCGCGACCUCUUCCGAGCACUCGUCGGAGAACGGGAGCCUGCGUUUCUCCACUCCGCCGGGGGACAUGCUUGACGGGGGGCUCUCAGGGCGCAGCGGCACGGCCAGCGGAGGCAGCACCCCCCACAUCAGCGGACCUGGCCCCGGGCGACCCAGUUCGAAGGAAGGACGCAGGAGCGAUACAUGUGAGUACUGUGGCAAGGUCUUUAAGAACUGCAGCAAUUUGACGGUACACCGUCGGAGCCACACUGGAGAGCGGCCUUACAAAUGCGAGCUCUGCAACUAUGCAUGUGCCCAGAGCAGUAAGCUGACGCGCCAUAUGAAAACGCAUGGCCAGAUAGGGAAGGAGGUCUACCGCUGCGACAUUUGCCAGAUGCCCUUCAGUGUUUACAGCACCCUGGAGAAACACAUGAAAAAGUGGCAUGGAGAACAUUUGCUGACAAAUGACGUCAAAAUUGAGCAGGCAGAAAGAAGCUAAGGCCCCCCCCCCCCGCCCCAUCCCCCCC